This is a messenger RNA of Fraxinus pennsylvanica, 861 nucleotides long. The record is from the annotation of a GenBank genome assembly. Lineage: Eukaryota; Viridiplantae; Streptophyta; Magnoliopsida; Lamiales; Oleaceae.
AUGCAGAACUUGUCCCGCUUGCAGUUUGUGCUUGGCCCACUCGCACCUGGGAAUGUUGUUUGCUCUUGGGGAAGGGGAGAGGACGGACAGUUAGGCCAUGGGGAUGCUGAUGAUAGAUUUACUCCUACUAAAUUGAGCGCAUUGGAUGGCCUUGAAAUAGUAUCUGUCGCUUGUGGAGCUGACCAUACGACUGCAUACUCAGAGUCACAAUCGCAAGUGUAUAGCUGGGGAUGGGGUGAUUUCGGAAGGUUGGGUCAUGGAAACUCCAGCGACUUGUUUUCUCCUCAACCAAUCAAAUCAUUACAAAGUCUACAGAUAAAGCAAAUUGCUUGUGGGGACAGCCAUUGUUUGGCAGUGACAAUGAAAGGAGAGGUGCUGAGUUGGGGCCGGAACCAAAAUGGCCAACUUGGGCUAGGGACAACAGAGGAUUCUCUAUUGCCUCAGAAAAUAGAAGCUUUUCAGGGAGUAUCCAUCAAAAUGAUUGCUGCUGGAGCUGAACAUACAGCUGCUGUAACAGAAGAUGGUGAUCUUUAUGGUUGGGGCUGGGGUCGAUAUGGUAAUCUUGGCUUGGGCGAUAGGAAUGACCGCUUAAUCCCUGAGAAAGUUUCAUCUGUUGAGGGAGAAAAGAUAAUUCUAGUGGCCUGUGGAUGGCGGCAUACAAUAUCUGUCUCGUCCUCAGGCAGUGUGUAUACUUACGGAUGGAGCAAAUAUGGUCAACUAGGACAUGGGGACUUCAGAGACCACCUAAUACCUCAUAAACUGGAAGCCUUGCACGAACAUUGUAUCUGUCAGGUGACAUGCUUUGCUUAUAUUUUGAAUUUCCUCAUACCUUCACCAUUAUACUCUUCAAUAAAGGCUUAG